Messenger RNA from Fraxinus pennsylvanica, 525 nucleotides. Lineage: Eukaryota; Viridiplantae; Streptophyta; Magnoliopsida; Lamiales; Oleaceae. The record is from the annotation of a GenBank genome assembly.
AUGGAGAACUUACCCUCAGCAGGAACUGAUUCUACAGUCAAUGCAACUUUUCGACUCAACAUAAACCAUGCUAAUGCCAUAACAAUUACAGAUCCAAAACAUGCUAUUGGGAACUCUGUCGUGCUAGAACCAUUCAACCUUCCAGGCAUGGUUGCUAUGCAUCAAGGAGUUAAUAAAAUGAGUUAUGCUACAUUUUCUUCACAGUCCGAUUUUUCUACAUUUUGCUUGAUUCACGGGCUGGACAAGAAAAGUGGAUCAGUUUCCUUGGAAUCUGAGGAUCAAAAAGGCUGCUUCAUUUACAGUGGAGUGCACUACGAAUCUGGUACAGGCAUUGAGCUUGGUUGCAAUCCAGAAUCAUCUGACUGGCGAUUUAAAAGCGCAGCGAGUUUUAAGUUGAUGAAAGGAUUCAGCAAGUAUCAUCCUAUAAGCUUUGUGGCAAAAGGGCCAAAGAGGAAUUUUCUUUUGGCUCCAUUACUUAGCUUGAGAGAUGAAUCUUACACUGUGUACUUAAACUUUCAGGCAUAA